UGUCUGUGUGACAUGACUGCUUCUCUGAAAAGGCAAUUACAUAAAUGCAGUGUCAAAAUCAAGGGGACAGCAGCCAAGCUCGUCAUGUUUUGUUACAUGGUGUUGUGUAUGAGAAUUCAUAAGCCCCGGCAUCUUACAGGAAAUAUAUAUUCUUAGGUUACAAAUGGAUCUGUUUUUUUACCACAGGCAGGAAAAUAUCUUGUGAGUACCAUGGUCCCAAGGAUCGGAAGGCAACUGUAGUUUUAGAUCUGUGGAGAUGAGGUUUUGGAAUCAGAAAAAUGUCAAUCAUACCUAUCUUGAAGUGUUUUGAUUAAAUGGACAUAUUACAUGGUCACAGCAGGUGAAUGAUUGGAAGAAUGCCCCCUGGAAUGAGCUAUGCUCCAGACAUCUGGGCAGAAGAAGAAAGGGCAGAUGUGUUAGUGGACUUCCUGCUACCUACUGGAAUUUAUCUGAAUUUUUAUGUACCUCGUAGUGCACCUAUUAGCAACAUUAAAAAGCUCCUUUGGCAACAGGCACAAAACGAACCCCUUUUUCACAUUUUAAACAGCCCAGAUGCCUAUGUCUUCACCUGCAUCAACCACAUUGCAGAGCAAGAAGAGCUGGAAGAUGAGCAGCGACGCCUCUGUGAUAUCCGGCCUUUCUUAUCAUUCCUGCGACUCGUACCAAGAGAAGGAGACAGAGUCGAGAAAGUUAUCAGUUCCCAAAUCAGUACACUUACUGGCAAAGGUGUACAUGAGUUUGCUAGUCUUCAUGAUCCAGAAGUGAACAAUUUCCGAAAAAAGAUGCGCCAGUUCUGUGAAGAAAAGGCAGCUAGUAAGCAAAAGAUGAACUGGACAGACUGGAUAAGGUACAACUUUCCUUGUGAGCUAGAACCCACUGACAAACUGCCAGAAACAUCCAUUUCCCAAGCAGCCAGUAACAUCAUCGUCAAUGUCAAGUUCGAAUCUAGUGAAGAAAGCUUUAUGCUUCAGGUUCCACUGAAAGCUUUUCCCUUAAUGGUAAUGCAGCUUGCUGUGAAAAAGAAACUCAACAUCUUUCGGCAGCAAAGACAAGAAAACCCAGAGGACUAUACUCUUCAAGUGAAUGGAAGAUGUGAAUAUAUCUAUGGGAAUAAUCCGCUCUGCCAGUUUAAGUACAUCAUUACCUGCCUUCAUAGUGGAACAACUCCACACUUAAUUAUGGUACAUUCCAAUACGAUAAUUGCAAUGAAGGAAGAACAGAUUGCUCAAAGUACUCAUCUAACAAAACCUCGUCCAAAACCUCCACCAGUCCCAGCAAAAAGGCCCCCCCAAGCAGCGUGUUCAUCAUCAUUGUGGCAACUGGACCAGCCUUUCUACAUUGAACUGAUUCAGGGCAGCAAAGUGAAUGCAGAUGAAGGAAUGAAGCUAAAUUUUGAAAAGAUGGAAAACAUGAAAGGACUCCUAACAAAAUCUACUUUGGACUCUGAUGCUAUGUUGGAGCUGAAAUGUGAACUCAAGCUGGUUGUCACAGCAGGACUGUUUUUUGGCAGUGAACAGCUUUGUAAAACAGUAUCAAGUUCAGAGGUCAAUUUGUCAUCAGAACCUGUAUGGAAUCAGAAACUGGAAUUCGACAUCAGUUUCUGCGAUAUACCCCGUAUGGCACGCCUCUGUUUUGCUUUGUACGUUGUGGUUGAAAAAGUUAAGAAAUCCCGCUCUACAAAGAAAAAAUCAAAAAAGGCUGACUGUCCCAUAGCCUGGGCAAACACAAUGGUGUUUGACUACAAAGACCAGCUCAAAACAGGAACAUGCAUUCUUUACACUUGGCCAUCGGUACCAGAUGACAAAGGAGAAUUAGUGAAUCCCAUGGGAACUGUACAGAACAACCCCAACACAGAAGGUGCUACAGCCAUUAUGAUCACUUUCCCAAAGGUCUCCAAGUAUCCUGUUUAUUAUCCUUCCUUUGAAAAGAUCCUUGAGAUCGGUAAAAAUGGUGAAAAUGUAAAGCCAGUACCUGAAGAGCUACAGCAGCUGAGAGAGAUUCUGGAGAAGAAGAGUUACACUGAACUGUACGAGCAUGAAAAGGACCUGUUAUGGAAACUGAGGUUUGAAGUUCGAGAACAAUAUCCAGAUGCUUUGGCAAGACUAUUAAUGGUUGCAAAAUGGAAUAAACAUGAAGAUGUUGCACAGAUGAUAGUUCUCAUGCGUUCUUGGCCAGAAUUACCAACAUUGAAUGCACUGGAACUGCUGGACUACAGUUUCCCUGAUCGCUAUGUUAAUGAAUUUGCAGUUUCAUGUUUAAGAAAACUAAGUAAUGAUGAACUUUUCCGUUACCUGCUGCAACUAGUACAAGUACUGAAGUAUGAAUCCUACCUAGACUGUGAAUUAACAAAGUUUUUGUUGGAGCGGGCACUGGCCAACAAAAAAAUUGGGCACUUCCUUUUUUGGCAUCUAAGAUCAGAACUGCAUGUUCCUGCAGUUGCCCUACGAUAUAGUCUCAUUCUAGAAGCCUACUGUAGGGGCAGUAUUCAUCAUAUGAAAAUAUUACUAAAACAGACCUGUGCUCUUUCCAAAAUGAAAGCAUUGAAUGACUUUGUAAAGGCCAGUUUGUUAAAGUCUCCCAAGCAGACCAAAGACGCAAUGCACAUAUAUAUGAAGCAAGAUACCUACCUUGAUGCCUUAUCCAAUCUUCAGUCUCCUCUCAACCCUAAUAUUAUGCUUCUGAACUUAAGUGUGGAUCAAUGCAAGUUUAUGGGAUCCAAAAUGAAACCAUUGUGGCUUGUGUACAACAGUCAGAAAGAGAAUGAAAAGGAAGGGGCUGAGAGCGUUGGUGUCAUUUUCAAAAAUGGGGAUGAUCUUCGACAAGAUAUGCUGACACUUCAGAUGAUUCAACUGAUGGACAUUCUGUGGAAGCAAGAAGGGAUCGAUCUGAGAAUGACUCCAUAUGCAUGUCUAUCCACUGGCGAUAGAACUGGGCUGAUCCAAGUGGUCAUGAAGUCCGACACCAUUGCCAACAUUCAGCUCAACGAAGGGAGCUACGUCGCUACAGCAGCACUGAAGAAAGAUGCGUUACUCAACUGGUUAAAAGUCAAAAAUCCUGGAGACGCACUGGAAAAAGCGAUCGAAGAGUUCACUCUGUCUUGCGCUGGCUACUGUGUAGCUACUUAUGUCCUCGGAAUUGGAGAUCGGCACAAUGAUAACAUUAUGAUCAAGGAAACUGGCCAGCUAUUCCACAUAGACUUUGGGCAUUUCCUUGGAAAUUUUAAGGAGAAAUUUGGCAUCAAAAGGGAGCGUGUACCUUUCAUCUUAACCUACGAUUUUGUUCAUGUGAUGCAGCAAGGAAAAAACAACAACAGUGAAAAAUUUGAAAGAUUUCGAAACUACUGUGAAAAAGCUUACAUGAUUCUCAGGAAACAUGGAACCCUUUUUGUCAAUCUUUUUGCACUGAUGAGGGGUGCAGGUCUGCCUGAGCUCAGCUCUACUAAGGAUAUUCAGUAUCUCAAGGAUGCCUUAGCAUUAGGAAAGACUGAAGAGGAAGCCCUUAAACACUUCAGACUGAAGUUCAAUGAAGCUCUUCGGGAAAGCUGGAAAACUAAACUAAACUGGACAUUCCAUAAUGCAAAUAAAGAAGCAAGGUAAAGAAAGCUUUGGUCAGGCCACAAUCCUCCCAGCAUGUCCCUCUGCUCCUGUCAUGAGACGAAGCCGUCUUUAUACCUGCAAAUCAGAAGCAAAUUCACCCUCUUCUGGAUUUCAUAUUCCUUCUACUUCUGCUCAGAUCACAUGUCUCCUUCCUGGUUACCCAAGUCGACUUAUUUUGUGACAUCAUCAUCACCAUCAUCCUUCCUGGUUACCCAAGUCGACUUAUUUUGUGACAUCAUUAUCACCAACAUCCUUCCUGGUUAUCCAAGUCGACUUAUUUUGUGACAUCAUCAUCAUCACCAUCAUCCUUCCUGGUUACCCAAGUUGACUUAUUUUGUGACAUCAUCAUCACCAUCAUCCUUCCUGGUUACCCAAGUCGACUUUGUGACAUCAUCAUCACCAUCAUCCUUCCUGGUUACCCAGGUCGACUUAUUUUGUGACAUCAUUAUCGCCAACAUCCUUCCUGGUUAUCCAAGUCGACUUAUUUUGUGACAUCAUCAUCACAAUCAUCCUUCCUGGCUACCCAAGUCGACUUAUUUUGUGACAUCAUUAUCACCAACAUCCUUCCUGGUUACCCAAGUCGACUUAUUUUGUGACAUCAUCAUCACCAUCAUCCUUCCUGGUUACCCAGGUCGACUUAUUUUGUGACAUCAUCAUCACCAUCAUCCUUCCUGGUUACCCAAGCUAACUUAUUUUGUGACAUCAUCAUCACCAUCAUCUUGUUACAACAUGGGGGUUAACAAUGAACAUACUGCUUGAGACAAUGCCUGUGAUUUGGUCAGCCAAAAUUCCUUUAAUGGCAGAGAGCCUUCUACAUAAACAAUGCAUAAAUAAAAAAAAUAAAAUAGUUUUUAAACACUG
Messenger RNA from Protopterus annectens (West African lungfish), 4457 nucleotides. RefSeq names its product phosphatidylinositol-4,5-bisphosphate 3-kinase catalytic subunit delta (gene PIK3CD). The coding region runs from base 345 to 3596 and encodes 1083 amino acids. The record is from RefSeq and is a predicted model, not a curated record. Lineage: Eukaryota; Metazoa; Chordata; Ceratodontiformes; Protopteridae. Gene Ontology annotation, cellular component: plasma membrane; cytoplasm; phosphatidylinositol 3-kinase complex. Gene Ontology annotation, biological process: phosphatidylinositol 3-kinase/protein kinase B signal transduction; cell migration; phosphatidylinositol-3-phosphate biosynthetic process. Gene Ontology annotation, molecular function: 1-phosphatidylinositol-4-phosphate 3-kinase activity; 1-phosphatidylinositol-3-kinase activity. The transcript has 25 exons.